Molecule: messenger RNA, 390 nt
Organism: Eruca vesicaria subsp. sativa (arugula)
Lineage: Eukaryota; Viridiplantae; Streptophyta; Magnoliopsida; Brassicales; Brassicaceae
Source: the annotation of a GenBank genome assembly
AUGGCUUUUGUUGUAACAUCGCUAAUAUUCGCUGUGGUGGGAAUAAUGGCUUCGAUUUUCACAAGAAUCUGCUUCAACCAUGGCCCCUCCACCAAUCUGCUACAUUUUACAUUGGUUAUUACAGCUACUGUCUGCUGUUGGAUGAUGUGGGCAAUCGUAUACAUUGCGCAGAUGAAGCCUCUCAUUGUUCCCAUCCUAAGCGAGGUGGAGUAGACACCCCAUCUCUACUCAAAUCUCAACCAAUGCACAAACUUGAGUGGCUGCUCUUUCUGUUAUAUCUUCUUCAUACUCAUCGUUUUUUCGCUUUUGUAAUUCUUGUUAGUUGCGGUGUGGAACAACAAUACCCUUUCCCCCUCUCUUUAUUGUGAGUCUUUUGUCUCUCAUUCAGUU